AUGCGGUCAAUACGGACAUGGAAACCAAAUAUAAAACUUAUUUCUGCUUUGACACGGAAAUGGAAAAUAAAUAUCAAACUUAUUUCUACUUUGACAGUGCUUCUGUAUCUGCAAGGAGCGCUAGUUCUUCUUUCUCCCUUUGAAAGCGAAGAACUGGGUUUCAACCCUAACAUUAACGCCGCCAUACUAAACAACUAUGAUCAGGAAAAUUUGUUGGUAUCAAUUAAAGAAAAAGUACAAGAUUUGUUUCACCACCUUCCUUAUCAAGUUGAACCAGAGUCCACAGUGUAUAAAAGCUGUAUUUUUGAUGGUGAAAUGCUUGUAAAAAAAGACGAUCUCAUUAGGAAAAUCUCUAUUCAAAAUCAAUUAUUUCUAUCUACAAAGAAAAUCCCUCUUGUUGAACAAGUGAAAGGGCUUCAAAAUAUAUGUAUGCUUGUCCAGGAUAAAAAUAAGGAAGUUUCAACUAGUCGGUGGAUCGCACUAAAGAAAAUUAUCAAGCAUUCUGGCAAGAACAAAAUAUUUAUUGUUGGAAAUGGUCCCAGUCUUAAAAAAACCAACCUCAAUCUUUUGAAAAAUGAAAUAACCAUUGGUUUUAAUAGUAUUUUCCUUCAGAAUGACUUCAUACCCACAAUUUAUGUGGUGGAAGAUCAUCUAAUAGCAGAGGAUGGAGUCAAAGAAAUUGAAACUUUUACUGCUCCAGUGAAAAUAUUUCCAUCAUAUCUAGGAUAUUGUUUGCCAGUUCAAGAAAACACUAUCUUUAUCAAUCAUAUACCUCAGACUAGUUUCCCAGUGGAUAACGACUUGUCUGAUAAUGUAGGUGCUCACUCCUAUGCAGCUGGAACAGUUACAUAUACCGGAAUGCAAAUUGCAGUUUCACUAGGUUUCAAAAACAUCUUUCUUGUUGGAGUUGAUGCAACCUACAAUAUAAAUAAUACUGAUCGGAAUAUAGCAAACAGCAUUGAUGUAAUGACAUCUAAUUCACCUGAUAUCAAUCACUUGAACAGUGAUUAUUUUAGAGAGCGCUUUCAUUGGCAUAAUCCAAAUGUGUAUAGAAUGCUUCAAGCAUUUAGAAAAUUUCGAUUGUAUUCAGAUUUGAAAGGUAUACAAAUUAUGAACGCAGGAGUUGGAGGGCAAUUGGAGGUUUUUCCAAGAGUCAACUAUACAAAAGCUAUUCACGGUGAAGCUGUUCAGCAAUAUUUAGAUCCCCGCGUAGCAAUUUUAGAUUAUAUCUACCUUGGUCACCAGUCUCCAACAGGACAACUGAAGAAAGCAAUGUUUCAAGGGUGGGACCUGAAUAGUCUCUUUACAAUACAUUGCAAUGAUCUAGACUAUGAACAUAUUUCAGCUUUUCAUCAGAUACCAUAUGACUAUUAUGUUCCUGAAAUGAAUGCGACAGGUGUUUUUGGAGGUUUAAGAAGUUUGAUUGAAUUUAAUCCUGAUUUGCUAUAUGUUCACCCGACUAGUGACAAACACAUAAUGACAAUAUUUCAGAUUGCUACACUGCUUAUUCUCAAAAAGCCAUUUGUAAUUCACUAUAUGGAUGACUUGCUGGGCAAAAUUGAAGCAAUGGGAAAUACAAAGCUCACAACUAUUUAUCAGCGUGUUAUGAAUUUUUUUUUCAACAAUGCAAGACUUGUUUAUGUCAUUUCAGAAAAGAUGCUUCAAUAUAUGGAGAAAAAUUACGGAAUUGCUCAAAAUCGCAUGCAAAUUGCUCACAACUAUGUCAAACCAGAAAAAAUAUUCAAGACAAAACAAAAACAAAACACUUUUAAAACGGUACGUUAUGUGGGUGCUCUGGCAUCAGAUACAAACCUAAAAACGGUGCAGCAAGUUGCUCAAGCAGUAGAAAGUCUUGCAAAUAUGGGAUUACCAGUACAAUUCUAUAUAGUUACAAGACGAGGUUACAAACACCACAAACCAAGCUUUGCAAUUUUUAAGCACACAACAUUUAUAGAACAAUUUGAUAGUGAAGAUAUCUAUAUGUCACAUUUGGCUAACUCUGAUCUCAAUCUGCUUUGCUAUAACUUUGAAAAUAUAACAGUCAAAUAUCUCAAAUAUUCGCUUGCCAACAAACUUGGUGAUAUUGUCUCGGUUGAAACACCUUUUGUUGCCAUAGGUCAUCCUGAAGUUGGCACAAUGUCCUUUUUACAGAGUAGAGAGUAUCCCUUGCUAGUUCUGAAAAGUGAAACAAGAGGCAUUGAGGAUAUAAUUGCUCGGGUUCUUUUCAAUCCUUCUUUAAUUGAAAAUAGACAAUAUCAAAUGUCACUGAAAAAAAUCAGAUUUGACAUGAGCGCCAGCAAACAUCGUGAUUCUUUUCAAAAAGGACUUCGUGAAGCGAGUAGCCAUCAGCUAGAAGAGAUUUCUGCUCAAGAAGAAAAAAAUCUUAUUGAUGAUAUUAAAUCUCUGUGGAGUCUAGUUCCAACAAAAGAUAGAGUAAGCUAUAUGAGCCGAAAUUAUCUAUUACUGAAUAAACUUUUGUGCAUUUCUAAUAGUAUUCUUGAGGUAGUAUUGGAUAGAAUAAAACAACAUGGAAUCUCAUGGCAUUUUCAAGAAUUGGAGCCUGCUGUGAAAUCAAGAAUUGGUACAAAUUUAUCUAUGGACCAAGAAGCUGAUCAAUUAGCUUUUUUAAUAGUCUCGUUGGGUCAAAUAGAUGCUGUAUUUGGAUCAACAAACAAAAUGAUACUGAAAUACUUGUACUUGGACUCCAGCUGUAAAAGAUAA
Molecule: messenger RNA, 2721 nt
Organism: Seminavis robusta
Lineage: Eukaryota; Bacillariophyta; Bacillariophyceae; Naviculales; Naviculaceae
Source: the annotation of a GenBank genome assembly